Messenger RNA from Corylus avellana, 2254 nucleotides. NCBI's taxonomy places the organism in Eukaryota, Viridiplantae, Streptophyta, Magnoliopsida, Fagales, Betulaceae. The record is from RefSeq and is a predicted model, not a curated record.
UUUACUCCAUCUCUCUCUCUCUCUCUCUCUCUCUAUCCGUUUCUCUCCCGUGCCUCUUGUGUAUGUAUGUUUGUUGGAUUCCCACCUAUUUUUCCAAAACACAAAGCACUAAAGAGAAAGUUUUGGAGAGAGAAACGCUCCUGAGAUCGGAGAGAAGUAGAAAGUUAUAGAGAGAGAAACCUCUGGUGAAUGCUCACCCAACAGGCUCCAGCCUACGGCGAGUCUUCCUCUCGCAGGUAGCGAAAUGCAGUGACUACUUGUUAGUAUGAAUGACCCAAAAAUGCGCGAAACUGCACUGCUACUCUGUGACGAUCCCAACGACGUCGUUUCCAACAGCAAGAAGAAGAAAUCAGACGACCCAGCUCACCAGCUGGUGCUCGGAGUCGGGCGUAGCCGAUCCCAAGGCGGAACAAGGAGAGUGACACCAACGACGCUAACCAACUCGCCUGCCCUGACCGCCGCCGGCGCGUGCGGGUCGAGCGUGAGCGUGGAGAAGCCGCUUCCGAACGGGGAUCUCUACAUCGGUAGCUUCGCGGGGAGCGCGCCGCACGGAUCGGGGAAGUACCUGUGGACGGACGGGUGCAUGUACGAGGGUGAGUGGCGGAGAGGGAAGGCCUCGGGAAAGGGAAGGUUCUCUUGGCCUUCUGGGGCGACUUACGAGGGGGAUUUCAAGUCGGGUCGGAUGGAGGGCUGCGGGACCUUCAUCGGAUCCGACGGGGACACUUACCGCGGGGCGUGGAGCUCCGAUCGGAAGCACGGGUACGGCCAGAAGCGCUACGCCAACGGGGACUACUACGAGGGGCACUGGAAGCGUAACCUGCAAGACGGGGAGGGCCGGUACGUGUGGAAGAACGGGAACGAGUACGUGGGGGAGUGGAAGAACGGCGUGAUUUCCGGUCGGGGCGUGCUGAUUUGGGCCAACGGGAACCGAUACGACGGGGAAUGGGAAAACGGCGUUCCGAAAGGGAACGGGGUUUUCACGUGGCCGGACGGGAGCUGCUACGUGGGUUGCUGGAACAAGGACCUCAAGAUUCAGCUUGUGAAUGGGACGUUCUAUGCUGGAAAUGGGCAGGGCAAAGAGCAAUGCUUGAAGAACAACAAUGGGGCUUUGCUGGGGGGUGAGAAUUUGACAAUAACGAUGCGGAAGAGGUCGUCGGUGGACGGCGCGAGAGGGAGCUUGACGGACCGGAGUUUUCCUAGGAUUUGCAUAUGGGAAUCUGACGGAGAAGCCGGCGAUAUUACCUGCGAUAUAGUCGACAAUGUGGAGGCCUCCAUGUUUUAUCGGGACGGGACGGGGUUCGAUCGCGACGGGUUUCGGCAGUUUCGACGGAAUCCGUGCUGUUUCACCGGGGAGGCCAAGAAGCCCGGUCAGACGAUAUCCAAGGGCCAUAAGAAUUACGAUUUGAUGCUUAAUCUUCAAUUGGGGAUUAGGCACUCUGUUGGAAAACAUGCGUCUAUAUUGCGUCAGCUGAAGCCGAGUGAUUUUGAUCCCAAGGAGAAGUUCUGGACGAGGUUUCCAACCGAGGGAUCGAAGAUUACGCCGCCCCAUCAGUCAGUAGAGUUCCGCUGGAAAGAUUACUGCCCCAUGGUGUUUAGGCGUUUGAGGGUGCUAUUCCAAGUAGAUCCUGCCGAUUAUAUGCUGGCUAUUUGUGGGAAUGAUGCUCUUCGGGAGCUUUCUUCUCCGGGAAAGAGUGGAAGCUUCUUUUACCUCACUCAGGAUGAUAGGUUUAUGAUAAAAACAGUCAAGAAAUCAGAAGUCAAGGUGCUUAUUAGGAUGCUUCCAAGUUAUUAUCAACAUGUUUCUCGGUAUGAAAAUUCCCUGGUGACAAAGUUCUUUGGGGUGCAUUGUGUCAAACCGAUUGGUGGCCAGAAGACCCGGUUUAUCGUGAUGGGCAAUUUAUUCUGCUCAGAAUAUCGUAUCCAUAGGCGAUUUGACCUCAAAGGAUCCUCUCAUGGCCGCACGACAGAUAUGCCUGAGGGUGAGAUUGAUGAAACCACCACCCUCAAGGACCUUGAUCUUAAUUUUGUGUUUCGCCUCGAGCGGAAUUGGUACCAAGAGCUCAUCAAACAAAUUGAACGAGAUUGCGAGUUCUUGGAAGCAGAGAGAAUCAUGGACUACAGUCUUUUGGUUGGUCUUCACUUCCGUGAUGACAAUACAUGCGAAAAAAUGGGGUUAUCACCUUUCCUCUUGCGAACUGGAAAAAAGGAUUCAUAUCAAAAUGAAAAGUUUAUGCGUGGUAGCGAAAUGCAGUGA